Messenger RNA from Drosophila novamexicana, 1841 nucleotides. Its product is annotated as galectin-9. Bases 88 to 1557 code for a protein of 489 amino acids. The record is from RefSeq and is a predicted model, not a curated record. Gene Ontology annotation, molecular function: carbohydrate binding; galactoside binding. The transcript has 3 exons. Lineage: Eukaryota; Metazoa; Arthropoda; Insecta; Diptera; Drosophilidae.
AAAAGAGGCAGAGCGAACACAUUGAGUGCAAGCUCCAAGCAUCUCAAAAGCGAGAACUUUUGUCGUGCUCGCUGUCAACCGGUUAGUAUGACUGCAAUCACGUUGUUAAUACGCGAACUCUACGAUCUGUCGGAUGCAUUUUGGCAUAACGAAUUUAAUUUCGCACGAAGCCUACAAUAUUACCAUACAAAGCGUCGACUACAAUUGUUUUGGUUUUACUGUCGAGAACAUUGGUUGCGUCAGUAUACGAGCCUAUCGGGCUAUAGCGCAAUAGAAAGCAUGCAACAUGCUGCGGCAACGGACAUCGAUUUUGCAGCUAUUGAAGCGACGACGAGUUACCAAGCCAUUGAACAUUUCGACCAUCAGCAAGCGGAUACUAUGAGUGAUAUCGAAAUAGUAAAUGGUAUGGAUUUUAAUGCGUCCUUUUAUGAAUACUCUGAUGCGCAGCCCAAGUAUUGUACCGAUGAAAUUGGCCAACUCUGCGAAGGCGUUAGCUUUACCUUCACUGGAAAAAUUGCCAUCAACUGCGAGCGAUUUUCCAUUAAUUUUAUGUACAAAAAUGAAUCACGGGAUGUCGCACUACACAUCAACCCCCGCCUUCCUCAAAACUAUAUUGUACGUAACACCAAAGUCCAUGAUGUUUGGGGCCGUGAGGAAGUGUCCUCAGCGCUGCCGUUUUUACUCCGCCGUGGGGAUAGAUUUGCUAUUCAAGUGUUCAUUACGGACGUUUGUUACAUGAUAUCGAUAAAUGGUCAUCACUUUACGGAGUAUUCGCACCGCGUACCCUACAGCGGUGUUAAACAUCUUGAAGUCAAAGGUGACGUGGAAGAUGUGGAAAUGCAGCGUACUAUAGUUCAGAGUUACCCACAACGACUGAAAGAAUCGGCAGCAAGAGUUAUAGAGGAACAUCUUUCUGCAGAAAUGGACGAGGUUGAUGCCAAUGCUGAGGAGAUUAUUAGUAUACCCCACGAGUGGUGUCUUAUUAGCGCUCCCGCUAAAAUAACGAAAAAUUCAUCAAAAACCUGCCAAGAUUCUGCAGAUCAAGGUCUUACGCUUCCAUAUUACGGCGCAAUUACACCAAAAUCAUUAAAAGAAGGCCGUUGCUUAAAGAUUGAGGGCCGUGUACGUCUGUUGCCACAUUCAUUUUACAUAAAUUUGCAGCAAGGACAGAAUAUUUGGCCUCAUCCCGUUAUUGCAUUCCAUUUGAAUCCACGUUUUUCGCAAACGAGCAGUGGUGCCAUAGGUAAAGCGGUAGUGUGCCGUAACGCUUGGUAUGAUGGAAGUUGGGCUCAAGAGGAACGUUCCGAAUUGGACACAAACUUAAGACCGGGCCGUACAUUCAGUUUGGCAAUUGUCUGCUCCAAGGAUUCUUUUGAAGUCUAUGUUAACCAUAAGUUUAUUACUGAAUUUAAGUUCCAUGUUAAGCCAGAUAUUGUGGAUACGGUAUACAUUCAGGGUGAUGUAAAGCUCUGGAAUGUGACAUUAGAACCAAAUCCAAUGAUUAAGGGCAAAAAUGUGCGUAUCUACCAUAAUCCUAUUUAUACAGAAGAGUAUUAGGUUAUGAAAUAUGUGGCACGUCUUAGAACGUUUUUUCUUUUAAAAGCUUAAGUUAUACCAGUUGCCUUUAGUGACAAUAAUAAGCUUUUGGACCGUUUGGAAAAUGUAUUUUAAAUCAAAUUAUCUAAGCAAAACGUGUGUAAAAAAAAGCAUUGUGUAAGGAUGCUAGUAAAUUUUGUUAUGUGAGCCAGAAUAUCAAUAUAAACCAGCAAUCUGCUCUUUUUAUUUUACUUUAAUUGUGAAUUAUGAAUAAGUUUUGAAAAAAUCGCUACUCUCUGUUAAUA